AUGGCCAACCCCCAAACCACAAGCAAAAACUCACCCAUCGGCGCCGGCGCUGUCGUCGUCCCCGAGAUCAAACUACCCAAACCCAUCACCACCAAGUCCGAGACCCACCGCCGCCGCCAACACCACCGCCCCUCCGACAUUGCAAUCUUCCCACCCAGGAAAACCGACAUCGUCCUCGUCCGGACCGCAAGAUACCUUCCCAGCCCCCGACUCCUCCAGUGGCACCAACAACAAGUCUCCCUCUACGCGGCGCGCACAAACGCCUGCUCCUCCUUUUCCGUAUCGGCCUCCCUCGCGGCGACGACGCACAGGAAGCCCAAGAUCCUCCUCUCGACGCGGAACCUCACCUGGGUGAAGGCGAACAACGGCGUGUGGGUCAAGGUCCCGCUGACGACGAGGAAUCGCCAGAUUGUUCCGAAGAAGAAGAUCCACUUAAAGGUGAAGAUGCAGUGA
This is a messenger RNA of Colletotrichum orchidophilum, 453 nucleotides long. RefSeq lists its product as uncharacterized. The record is from RefSeq and is a predicted model, not a curated record. The transcript has a single exon. The coding region runs from base 1 to 453 and encodes 150 amino acids. NCBI's taxonomy places the organism in Eukaryota, Fungi, Ascomycota, Sordariomycetes, Glomerellales, Glomerellaceae.